Messenger RNA from Diversispora eburnea, 747 nucleotides. Lineage: Eukaryota; Fungi; Glomeromycota; Glomeromycetes; Diversisporales; Diversisporaceae. The record is from the annotation of a GenBank genome assembly.
AUGGAUGAAAUACAAUGGGUUCACAAUUCGAUCAAUGAAUAUUCUAAUGGUUAUCAUUUAAAUGGUUACUCUAAUGAUCACGGACAUAAUAAAUCGAGAGGAGGUGGAGAGAAUAAAAAAUAUAAAAGACAACAUUAUCAACCGCAAUAUAUUGAGUUUAAUUUGAGCGGUAUAAAUAUCAAUGAAUAUAAAGAAUCGGCAGAAAUAGGAAUAAAUGAUUAUAAAUUAAGAUUUCGGUAUAAAUAUCUUGAGGAAGGAAUUUCUAUUUUUCUAAAUGAAAAUAAAGGAAAAAUUUAUAUUCCUUUAGAAGCUUUGGAAGAUAUUUCUAAAGUUCAUUUAAAUCUUAUCAUAUUAACAUUGAAAGAAAAUGCAAUUGGUUUGAUUUCAUAUAGUUCAAGAGAAAUCUUUAUUAACGACGAUCCAAUUCGUGAAAAUUUGACAACAACCAUUCACGUUUAUGCUCAAGAUUCAACACCACAACAAGCCAUCGAUAUGACUGGAUUACAUAUUAAUUAUAUUGUGAAUAAAAACAAGACAAAGAUCCAUAAUGAAAUUCAAGCGUAUCAUAUGAUUGAUGAAGAAUUAUUGAUUAAAUGUCAUUUAGCUGAUGAAAUUCGUAUCUUGUGUUUCAAUUCUCAAGAACUUCUUGAAGAUAUCAAGUAUACAAUUAUGAAUGUUUUGGGAAUUUCGGAAAUAAGUAAAAUUCGUUAUAAAGAUGAUGAUGGUACAGGUACAGUAUUAGUAUAA